Trichoderma harzianum CBS 226.95 is the source of this 891-nucleotide messenger RNA. RefSeq lists its product as hypothetical. Gene Ontology annotation, molecular function: catalytic activity. The coding region runs from base 1 to 891 and encodes 296 amino acids. The record is from RefSeq and is a predicted model, not a curated record. Lineage: Eukaryota; Fungi; Ascomycota; Sordariomycetes; Hypocreales; Hypocreaceae. The transcript is spliced from 4 exons.
AUGGCAGGUUCAUUUCCAUGGUCGCAUCUAAUCCGGUUUGAGAAGAACGGCGUCAUCUAUUAUGGCAAUGCUGUGUUCGCGCCGGGUCAAGUCCCAGGCCAGAUUACACAGCUUGCAAAAUCCGGAGAGCUUCAAGCUCAAGUUAUCAAAGGAGAUCCACUUUCCCCAGAUGCAACAUUGACGACUGAGUAUCUUCAAGUGGAAAAAUUGCUUUGUCCCUUAACAUAUGAUCAAGUGCCCAUUAUUCGCUGUGUGGGUUUAAAUUACAUGCAGCACAUCAAAGAAGGCGGGCGGACUCCUCCCCCGUAUCCAUCGCUAUUCAUCAAACCCAACACAUGCCUGGCGACUUUUGAUGCUGAUAUAAAAAUUCCUAUCAUCGCCCAGGAAACGUUGGACUAUGAAGGAGAAUUAACAAUCGUUAUCGGAAAAGAUGCUAUUGAUGUUCCUGAAGAAAGAGUUUUGGACUACAUCGCCGGCUAUGUGGCAUCAAACGACAUCUCAUGUCGUAUUUGGCAACGAGAUCCCAAAUAUGCCGGCAACGUCCCUCAAUUGUGCUUUUCCAAGGGAUUUGAUUCAUUUGCUCCUAUUGGACCAAUGAUCGUCUCGCCAACAGUUCUUGGAGCGGCAGAUAAACAAACCCUCGAGACUACCGUGAAUCAUGAUCUGCGGCAAGACUCAAAUACAUCUGACCUUCUUUUCGGCGUACGUCGGAUUGUGAGCUUUUUGAGUCAAGGCACUACACUGAAAAAAGGAUCACUCAUUAUGACUGGAACUCCAAGCGGUGUCGCAUUAGGUAUGAAGCCGGUGCCUAUUUAUCUGAAAGACGGAGAUGUGGUAAAAGUGGAAAUUGGUGGCUUAGGAAUUAUGGAAAACAAAAUGGUUUUUGUAUGA